Phytophthora nicotianae INRA-310 is the source of this 608-nucleotide messenger RNA. RefSeq lists its product as hypothetical. The record is from RefSeq and is a predicted model, not a curated record. Lineage: Eukaryota; Oomycota; Peronosporomycetes; Peronosporales; Peronosporaceae. The coding region runs from base 19 to 555 and encodes 178 amino acids. The transcript has a single exon.
CUGCCAAUCCCCGACAAGAUGCCGAGGACUGGGUGCUUCAACGUUCACAUGGCCGUCACUUUGCGACGAUCUUCCAAAGCAGCAGUCGACGACGCAGCCACGGCGAGCAUGAAGACUCCAGCUGAGCGCGGUCCCGUUCCUAUUAGCGGCUAUCUGUACAAGAUGAAGGCCAAGGAGCGGGUACUCACACCACAGUGGAACAAGCGCUUCUUCGCUCUCGAGGGAACGAAGCUCAAGUACUACCAGAACGAGAACUCUCAAGAGGCGUCCAAGGUCAUCGAUCUGUUGGGCAUCGAGUCCAUUCGACGCUUCGAGAACGGCGACCACGGCGUCUUCAGCUUCGUGGUCAAGACCCCGGAGCGCAGCUACUUCCUGCGCGCCGAGAGCAAAGGCGACAUGAAGCGCUGGGUCCGCGGCCUCAAGGAUCAGCAAGAUCUGUGGCGUGCCAAGCUGGAAAAGGGUACUGCACUACCCGACCCAGCCGUGCGCAGACCCAAGCACUACAGUGACUUCCCCCUAGUAUCCCAGAGUAGCUCCAGUAGCCUCCGCGCUUAAUUACCAACGGAAUCAAUAUUACUUAAGUACCACGCAUCACAGCGACUCCCGCG